GCUCCGCCCCCGUCGGGUGUUUGUGGUGGGGCUGCGGAGUCGCCGAUCCCGCCGGAAGCGCCAGGACAAUGGGGACCCGGGACGACGAGUACGACUACUUAUUCAAAGUGGUGCUCAUUGGGGACUCGGGCGUGGGGAAGAGCAACCUGCUAUCACGCUUCACCCGCAACGAGUUCAACCUGGAGAGCAAGAGCACCAUUGGCGUGGAGUUUGCCACCCGCAGCAUCCAGGUGGACGGCAAGACCAUCAAGGCGCAGAUCUGGGACACCGCUGGCCAGGAGCGCUACCGGGCCAUCACCUCCGCGUACUAUCGCGGCGCAGUGGGCGCGCUGCUGGUGUACGACAUCGCCAAGCACCUGACCUACGAGAACGUGGAGCGCUGGCUGAAGGAGCUGCGGGACCACGCUGACAGCAACAUCGUCAUCAUGCUCGUGGGCAACAAGAGUGACCUUCGCCACCUGCGGGCCGUGCCCACCGACGAGGCUCGUGCCUUUGCAGAAAAGAACAACUUGUCUUUCAUUGAGACCUCAGCAUUGGAUUCCACCAACGUGGAGGAAGCUUUCAAGAACAUCCUCACAGAGAUCUACCGCAUCGUGUCUCAGAAGCAGAUCGCGGACCGCGCAGCCCACGACGAGUCCCCCGGCAACAACGUGGUGGACAUCAGCGUGCCGCCCACCACUGACGGACAGAAACCCAGCAAGCUGCAGUGUUGCCAGAACCUGUGAGCGCCCUGCGCCCCCGCCCGAGCGGCCUGCGCGUCCUCAUCCUCCGCCCGCCCUGCCCCGCGCUGCGCUCCCCGGCCCCGCCCUCUCCGUCCCUCCGUGACCGUGACCGGCUCCUGCCUUCACAUCCAGCUCCGCAUGGCUGGCGGGGGCCCAGGAAGAACAGGAGUUGAGUGGCACCUGCUCUCCUGCUCGAGGAAAGCCAGACGCCCGGGUCGCCACGCCUGCUUUUCUGGGGUCCCGGCGUGCAUCUUGGCGGGCCAGGGAGGGUAGCAGCCUAGAAGGGCCGGUCAGAGGCAAGGAGGAGGGGCGCGCCAAGCGGGCUUCUCCAGUUUUCCACGGCAGACUCCAGGGAGCAAUUGCCUCCCUCCCUCUGUGGCCAGUUGGCCCCACCGGUCCCCCGAUCCCCAUCCAGAACCCCCUUCCGAGCUGAUGCUCGAAGAGCAAGGCGCCAGGGGGCCGGGACAGGCGGACACUCUUGGCUCCCGGCCCCCCUGCUCCCCCACGCACAGCCAGCACCGGCACACGCCUUCGACCUCUCCCGUGCGUGCGCGACUCCAGCUCCUGCCUGUAGAUUUAUGCUGGGGGAAGACCCUUCUCCCCCCUCUUUUUUUGCACGCAGCGCGCUCUCCAGCCCCUCCCUGUGCCCCUCUCUGUCUUGUCUCCCGUCUGGUCAGGAACCCGUUUGCAAGUGAAGCAAUAUCUCCGUGUUUUGUAUAUACAACCGCUCUUGUAGCCUUUGGUUUUUUUGUUAUUGUAGAGAAACACAGAUUCUUUAUACACUUUGUAAGAUGGACGCCAAACCCCAGCUCUGGAUCUCUUAUUCUCCCGGUAGCCCCCGCACUGUUGCCCUGAUGCCUCGUUUCUCCCGCCCGUUACUAAAAUGUAUAAUCCGACUUCCUGUACAGAAA
This is a messenger RNA of Neogale vison (American mink), 1633 nucleotides long. It is a transcript of the gene RAB11B, whose product is annotated as RAB11B, member RAS oncogene family. Gene Ontology annotation, cellular component: recycling endosome. The record is from RefSeq and is a predicted model, not a curated record. Gene Ontology annotation, molecular function: GTPase activity; GTP binding. Gene Ontology annotation, biological process: regulated exocytosis; constitutive secretory pathway. The transcript has 5 exons. The coding region runs from base 69 to 725 and encodes 218 amino acids. Lineage: Eukaryota; Metazoa; Chordata; Mammalia; Carnivora; Mustelidae.